ACGUGCUCCAGAACUUCAGUGUAAAUAAAACAUGGGCGGUAGCCGUUCAAGACGUGUGCUGGGGAGUAGAUCCUAUAAAAAUUAUUCGGCUCAAAUGUUAGACACCGCAGUGGAUCUGGUAAACCGCAAAAUUAUUUCAUCUUUAGAGGCAUCAAAGCAAUUUCUAAUUCCCAGAAGAACAAUAGACAAUAAAGUGAAAAAGAAACACCCAAAAAAGCCAGGAGCUCAGCAACGACUUACUGCUGCCGAAGAACUAGACAUAAUAAAAGUACUCACCGCGGCAGCAGAUUUUGGGUCACCUGUAUCGAGAUUGGAACUUAGGCUCAUCGUCCGCACAUACUUGAACAAAAAUAAUAAGGGGCAUUUGUUUAAACACAACCUUCCUGGAAAGUGGUGGGUUAAAAAUUUUUUGAACCGCCAUAAAGAAAUGCUAACAGAAAGAGCCGUGCAAAACAUUAAAAGAGUUCGCGCUUCUACUAAUACUGAUGACUUUGAAAAUUAUUUUGAAAAUUUACGUAAAUCUCUUGAUAAAAUACCGGCUAAAAACAUUUUAAAUUAUGAUGAGACUAAUCUCUCGGAUAAUCCUGGUUCAACGAAAUGUAUUUUUAAACGUAAAGUAAAAUAUCCGGAACGUAUAAUGAAUACUUCCAAAGGAAAUAUUUCUAUAAUGUUUGCUGCGACGGCGGAUGGUACUCUGUUACCUACAUAUACCGUUUAUAAGGCUGAGCAUUUAUGGACAACGUGGUGCGAAAAUGGGCCUGGCAAAGCGCGAUAUAACAGGAGUAAAUCUGGUUGGUUCGACUCGACAGUUUUCCAAGACUGGUUUAAUUCAGUUAUCAUACCAUGGGCAGACAAACUGGAUGGUCCAAAGUUGAUUAUAGGCGACAAUCUUUCAAGCCACCUUAAUAUUGAUAUAGUCAGUAAAUGUGAAGAACGGAACAUAAGAUUUACUUUUUUACCACCAAACUCAACUCAUAUAUCCCAACCACUGGAUGUGGCAUUUUUUGGUCCCUUAAAAAGAAAAUGGCGCGAUAUUUUGACCCAAUAUAAAAUACAUAAUCCAGCAGAACCUCAAAUUAACAAAGCCCACUUCCCCAUGUUGUUAAAAUCUCUAUUAGAGGCUAUAGAAAUAAAUAGUAAAGCAAAUAUCUGCGCUGGAUUUAAGGCAACAGGCAUAGUGCCUUUUAAUCCCCAAACAAUAUUACGAAAGAUACCCGAUUAUGAAGAGCAAAACAAUUAUACAAUCGAUACCGCGCUCUUAGAUUAUUUGAAAGCCAAUCGUACAGCGAACCCUCUACAAAAAUUAAGAAACAAAAAAUUAAAUAUUACUCCAGGUAAGUCUAUUUCCUCUCAAGAAGUUCAGUUAUUCAUGACGAAAAAGAAAUCUAAGUUAUCUAGAGAAACAAAUCGAAGUAACAUUAACGAAGCUCAACAAACUUUUCUUGAUCUAGAAACGAAUCUUGAUGCAGAGCCAGUGAUCGAUGAGCCUAAUUCAAAAACCCGACCAAAGGUUACUAUUCUUUCAGAAGUCAGAUUUAGUCCAUAUAAUUGCGCCUAUGCAGAUUUGACAAAGAUGCUUCCACAGAAUCUUAAAAAGGUAGAUAAAAGCUACAACAUAUUCAAAUCUGAAAGUAAGGAGAAUCUGCCCGUAAUUCAACCUGAAGAAGAAUUUUUAGAGUACAUAGAUUACGAAAACCAAAUGCCAUCAACGUCUGCAGAUAAUAAAAGGUUGAUACUUAAAAAACCGGAGUCAUGUAAUGCAAAAAAGAAGAUAAAGAGAGACAAUAGUGACGACAAUAGCGAAAAUAGUGACAGUUAUUCCUUAAGAGAUACUUCUGAAGAUGAAUGUUUUAUACCAUCGGAAUCAGAGUCAUGUGAAGAUUUUGAAGAACAAAAUGUACAAAAUACAGUGAAAAAAUGUGAAACUCUUCGGAUUGAUAGUUACGUUUUAGUUAAAUUUUGUGGGCCAAAAACCAACAAAUACUAUGUUGGAAAAGUAUUGGAUAUUAUUGAUGAUUCUGGUAUGUAUGUUAAAUUUAUGAGGAACAGAAAGGAAGAAUUUUAUUGGCCACAUAUCGAUGACAUUAGUUAUACAGUAAAAAGUGACAUCGAAAUUAUCCUAGGAAUCCCUCACGAGGGUCGAAGAGGUACUUUAAGAUUUGACUGUAUCGACUUUUCAAAGUAUAAUGUUCAAUAAUAUGGUUAUGUGCCCAUCGGUAUGUCAUUUAUGAUGAUUCCUAAAUGAUUGAUGAAUGGUGAAUGAUUUUAUAAUUAGGUACAUUAAGUAUUUUCAUAUUUAAUGAUAACUUAAAAAAAUUUAACCCCAAAUUUUGUCUUAUGCUUGAUUAUGUUUCUUGUUACAACUGAUUAACAAAGUCUUUGCUUUAUCUUGAACACUAAAUAUUUUUUUUAAAUUUCUUGGGCUCUUAUCAUUUUAGUCUUUGGUUUUACAAAAUUAUCAAGUUUACCUUACAAAAAAAAAUUGAUACUUUCCUUUAUGUUAUUGUGAUUUAUGUCGAUCUCAUAUCCUCGUUAAGGGUUUUUUUAUUUAUUGAUAAGUUCAAAGAUUUUAAGUUCCUAAACACUAUCAUAAGAUUGGAUAAGUUUAUCAUUGUAA
This is a messenger RNA of Bombyx mandarina (wild silkworm), 2617 nucleotides long. RefSeq lists its product as uncharacterized. NCBI's taxonomy places the organism in Eukaryota, Metazoa, Arthropoda, Insecta, Lepidoptera, Bombycidae. The record is from RefSeq and is a predicted model, not a curated record. Gene Ontology annotation, molecular function: DNA binding. Gene Ontology annotation, cellular component: nucleus.